This is a messenger RNA of Exophiala oligosperma, 1535 nucleotides long. RefSeq lists its product as uncharacterized. The record is from RefSeq and is a predicted model, not a curated record. The transcript has 3 exons. Bases 1 to 1506 code for a protein of 501 amino acids. Lineage: Eukaryota; Fungi; Ascomycota; Eurotiomycetes; Chaetothyriales; Herpotrichiellaceae.
AUGGCUCCCCCAGCCCGCAAGAAGACACGCAUUGAGUCUGGGCAUCCUGGAGAUUCCGCCGACUCCAUGACAGGCGGCCAAAAUAUGGCCAUGGAACGCCGCCUAAAAAAAAGAGAAUCUGACCGUAAAUGCCAACGGAUUUCUCGAGAGAGAACCAAGUCUCGCAUUGCCCAACUGGAAAAACUUGUCGAAGAGCUGAGCCGGGCAGACGAUUCUGGCAAGAUCGCAGCACUCCUGGAGACGGUCUCGCAGCUACAGCAGGAACGCGACAGCCUUGCUAACAAACUGAAAAGUAUUGAGAGCAUCCUCUUUCCGGGAGGUACUCCCGCCACGCUCAAAGAUCCAAAAGUGGAGAAUACACCCUCGUCGGCGCUCAACCUAUCUUCACUUGCUGCCGAGCCUGAGCAUGAUACAGGGGCGGUCGAUCCAGCGUCGGAAACUUCAGAGGAAUGCUUGCAGAAAUUUUCAGAGCCAGUCGUAAAUUCCAGACGCAAGUCAGAUAUUUUGGAAGUUCCUCGAAGCUCGGACUUGCCAAUGACCUUGUCCACCCGGGGAACUCGAAAUCAUCAGUACAUGCCAUUACUGGCCCCCAUCGGUGGUUAUGUCUGUGAAUGCAGCUAUGCGAGAUCUAUCCAGAAGCAGACCCUCAAUUUCUGGUAUCAAGGCAACAUGACCCUGAGCGCGUGGAUGAAGUGGCCCAAAUUGGUCCCCGCGGUGCCUGACCAUGACCCGUUCCAUGACGACACCCCGAUCCGCGCUAUACUCGAGGGAUGGGACGCCGUGGAGCGACGUGGUCAUGUCCACCCGAUGUGGCGUUUACUCCGUACCAUGGACGAGGGACUUUUCAGUCAUGCUGAGACAGCGAAAAGUCGGCUGGGGAUUUUGUGUAAUGUCAGUCGAGUCCUUCGAGCGCACCUCGACACGACACACACGCAACUCAAAAAACUCCCAAAGUACUGGCCAAGCAGAGUCACCGCUGACCAUUCCGCAUACGCUACGAACUUUGUUGCAUGGCCCGGUGUACGCCAGGCCCUGGAUCGCGACGAGCAUCGGUUCUGCUCGAAUCACUUCUGGACCAUGUUUAUCAACAGCAUGCGUGUCGAAUGGCCUUAUGAGUUUCGUGAUUGCUACUUGCUCAACUCUGCCACCGGUCUCUACAUACUGUCACCGCUCUUUGACGAGACGCUCAAAGACAUUCGGAAGAUCGGCGUCAACGAAUCUUUCUUUCGAUAUUACCCCGAGCUCGAAGGCGCAGUGAACGUGAUCCACGACUGUCCGCCACACGCAGGGCGCAUGCCGACUGACCGAGCUCCUCGGGUGGACGUCAACGGCUUGGACCUGACUGCGAGGGUGACGGAAUGUCGGGAUCCAUCAAGCGAAAUGGUUACAAAUGGGCUGCACCCGUCGCCAGGGCUGGGACCGACCCUGUUUGACCAGUCGGCACCUUGGGACUUGUUGGAUUCGAUCCCUGAAGUGUCUUUGAUCUCGCACCGGGACUUUGUCUGAUUGCACUGGUCGGUCACGGAAGAAUGGUG